AUGGACUCCGUCGCCCACCGGCCGUGGGAGCCUGUCUCCUCGGGCCCUCAGACGCCGGCCUCCUCGAGCCAGACAUUACCCUCGAUAUCGACGUUAACCGCCAACAUGAGCGGUGCGGGCAUGAACCCGUCCGAGAAGUCGCCGGGCAAUUCGUCCUUGAACACAAUUGAACGCGACUCCGGGAACUGGUCAAUGCCGCAAAGCACAAGUAGGACUUCCUCCGGUGCGAAUGGGGAGCGGCAUGCUGACCCUCCAGGAUCCUCGACCUACUCGACCACAACCAAUGGGACCGGCAACCACUAUCCCUCCCUCACCUUCCUGACCUCGACCUCCCAACCCUCGCCGAAUCGCGGCCACAUCGUGCCAGACCGGUCGCCCUACUCCCACGAUCAAUCCACCACCCCGUCCUCGGCCGGCGCGACACAGCCCUCCCCCGGUUUCAACACCCCUCAGCCCAAUUCCGCGCUCCCGUCCAUUAACCAGAACUUCGAUGCGUCGUCACAACGGGGCAGUGUGGUCGAGGUGCCCGAAUCGCGGCGGAGUAGCGUGGACAGCCGGGUGAAUCAGGGCAUCAGCUCGCUGGCGAUCAAUCCAGCGUCGCCGUAUCACAGCACCAAUGCGUCUCAAUCGUCGAUUGUCUCGAGCCUGCAGCGGGAGCGAGGGAUCUCGACGGACAUGAAUUCGUAUCGGGGGCCGCGCUACUCGGGUGGCGGCCAGCCUCUUUCCCCCUUGGGACCCCGGCCGGGCGAGCAUCGAUCGUUCGCGGCCGGGCGUACGGCUCCUGCCAUUUCCUCCAACCCUCGCUCCGAGAUCUACAAUGCCGAGGCACCCACGGCGGGUAUGGCAUACGCCUUUCCGGACCCCGAUGUAGCACGGUCGAGCUCAAUCUCGUCUACGGAAAAUCCACCCUUCUCCCGCAAGGGCAGCACGGCGGAGUCCCUCAGUAGCAUGUACUCGGAGCGUAUGCCACGAGGACAACACGAACUGCCCCAAAACGUACAUCACCACUCGCUGCAGCACAAGCAAGUCCGGGAGCUGAUUGGGGAAUCCGAAGCGGGCGCCGGCAACACGCCAUACAGCCGGACCCCCGAAUUGCGCGUCACGCAUAAACUGGCCGAGCGCAAGCGCCGCAGCGAAAUGAAAGACUGUUUCGAGGCUCUGCGCAUGCGUCUUCCCCAAAGCCAGAACAACAAGUCCAGCAAAUGGGAGACGCUGACUCGCGCCAUCGAAUACAUCAGCUCGCUCGAGAAAUCCCUGAACCAGGUUCGCCGGGAGAACGCCAGCCUACACGCCGACCUGGACGAGAUGCGCGCCCAAUUCCAGCAACAAGCCAACGGCCCAUCACGGACGGCCUCAAUAUUCGAGCAUCACCCGAUGGCCGCGACACCGACCAAUGGACAGCCCCCAGGCCCUGCGUUCGGGGGCUUCGGGAACGGGUCGAAUGUGGCCCAUGAGCAGCCCCGAACCCUGCCGCCGCUCAUGAAUGGCUCCGUGGCUCCGAUGCAGGGCAUCCAGUAUACCGACGAGCGACGAUAG
Molecule: messenger RNA, 1536 nt
Organism: Penicillium canariense
Lineage: Eukaryota; Fungi; Ascomycota; Eurotiomycetes; Eurotiales; Aspergillaceae
Exons: 2
Coding region: 1-1536 (511 amino acids)
Biological process (GO): positive regulation of transcription by RNA polymerase II
Cellular component (GO): RNA polymerase II transcription regulator complex
Molecular function (GO): protein dimerization activity; DNA-binding transcription factor activity
Source: RefSeq, a predicted model, not a curated record